Messenger RNA from Frieseomelitta varia, 6793 nucleotides. RefSeq names its product nuclear receptor coactivator 6-like. Gene Ontology annotation, cellular component: chromocenter; nucleus. Gene Ontology annotation, molecular function: chromatin binding; DNA binding. Lineage: Eukaryota; Metazoa; Arthropoda; Insecta; Hymenoptera; Apidae. The coding region runs from base 1 to 6540 and encodes 2179 amino acids. The record is from RefSeq and is a predicted model, not a curated record. The transcript is spliced from 7 exons.
AUGACCAAGACGAGGCUCGUGAUACCAGGACGAGAGGUAGAGGAGAAAGGGAUACCGAGAACAUCGGUAGCGAACGACGAUGACAAUGUCUCUUACCUGGCACACGGUUCCACGAUUAUUGUUUAUUCCACUACGGGUAAAAGUCCGAGCAGCACAGCGCUGGGUUCGCUGGAUCAGCUGAAGGAGUACCUGACAACAGUGGGAACCUGCAAAUGCGGCCUCGAGUGUCCGCUAAGGCCCGAACAGGUCUUCAACUUCGACCCCAAGGUUGCGACACGACCUUGGAGUCCGGAUCAGGGCAAGACGCGGGAGAUGACCAAGCUGUGCAACCAUAAGAGGAAACUUCUGGUGCCAACAACGGCGGCCGGCAGUCCUGUUGCGUCUUGUACAAUGGCGAUCUCCUCCUCGGCGACCGGCGGCUCGGCGGUAACCGCGAUUCACGUGAACGCGGACUCGCCCACCUCGCCAGACAAAGCCAGGAAAGAUGGCCUCAACAAGAAAAAGAAGAGGAAAAUAGGGGGUAUUGGAAACAUUUUCUCCGGUGUCUCGGUCUCGCAACUAAUGGCACAGCGCGAAAGAGCUAUCGUUGCGGCGUCUGGAGUGCAGGGGUCGCCGGUACCAAAUGGAUCGCAGGUGUGGCCUAUUGCGAUUCCCAAUUUACAAGUGCAGCAAAGCAAUCAGCAGCUGUGCCAUCAAACGAUAAACUCGCCUUCGCAAGCGCAAGACAUAAAUGGCUGUGUAACGAGAAGUCCUCAGCAAAGGUUAGGUCAGCAUAAUAUGUCGGGGAUGUUGAUGGGAAAUUCGCUGAUCAUGAAUCAACAGAGUGCUAAUUUUAACAACAUGACUCAGCAGCAACAACAGCUGCUGCAGCAGCAACAUCAACAGCUUAUUUUGCAACAACAGCAACAACAGCAGCAGCAACUUAUGCAACAACAUAUAUCCCAACAGCAGCAGCAGCAGCAGCAACAGCAACCUCAACAGUUGCUGCCUCACCAUCAGCAAAUGCAACACAUGCAGAUUUUACAGCAACACGAACAGCAGCAGCAGCAUCAGGAUACAGUCGUAAAUCAACUGACGCAACAGCAGGCUCCCCAUUACCUUAAUCAAUUAAGUCAGCAACCGUUACACGUGAUGCAACAACAGGAACACUUGAAUCAGCAGCAACAGCAACAGCAAUUGCAUCUGCAACAAAUGCAGAAACACAAGUUGCAACAGCAGCAACAACAACAGCAACAACAGCAGCAUUUGGUUCAAGAAGUUGAUCAACAAUCGGGCAACUACAAUCCUCAGCAUUCGUCGGAGAAUUAUGUGCAUCACAUGCAAUCGUCGCAAGUAACGGCCCAGUCUGCUCUUCAUUCGCAGUUGCACCAAAUUCAUCAGCAUCAGCUGCAGCACCAAACGCAGCAGCAUCAGCCUAAUCAACACGUGAUGCAGGCGCAACCAACGGAUCAGUUUCAAAUGCAAAUACAGCAACUGCAGCCGCAACAGCAGCAUCAGCACCAACAACCAGUACCUCAGGUGUGCGUGCAAUCUCAGUAUCCUAAUCAACAGUUGAAUCAUCAUUCGUUGGACGUGAUGCAGCAACAAACUCCUCCUGCUUCUAUGAUGAGCGCCGCUGACAUGCAGAACAGGCACAAUCGUACUCCGUCUGUGACGGAUGAAGAUUUGAACGCGAAACAAAUGCAACAACAGCAGCAGCAGCAGCAGCAACAACAACAACAGCAGCAGCAACAACAACAGCAACAGCAGCAGCAACAGCUUCUGUUGCACAAUCACGCGAUACAGCGUCACCAUAUCGUACAAAAUGGAAACUUACAGAACAACUCGCACGAAAGUAUGCAACGAAUGUACGUUCAGAAUCAGGUUCAGUAUCCUGCGAGGAAUUUCGACAGUUCGAAAGGAACUGUCGUCGAUGUUAAACAUCAACAACAAUACGCUUUACCUAACGUAGCGGGAAGAAGCCCGAAUACCAAUCACGCUGUCGAAGCGCAGUCUGGAAUGGGACCAAACGGACAACCCGGUAACGUGCAUUUCAAUUCGAGGACGCCACCUUGGCAGCAGAAUCGGUCAGCCUCGAGCACUCAUCAGCCUUCCCUCGUCACGGUUCAAAACAUCACUUGCAACUCCUUCGAUCGUGUCCCGCCUCUGCAUCAUCACAUUCCACAAACGUCCACAUGGACCGACGAAGUGGCACGGAAGAAGGCAAAGUCGAGCAAAAUAAUGGUGAAGAAACAGCGACAGCACAGCGUUACGGACAAUGUUCGGAGCAACAGCCUCGAUCAGUCGGCCUCCAGUCCGGUCGACGAGUUCAACGAGAAGAAUCAACAGAACAGUAAUCAAAUAGGCUCGACCGUGAACAGCAGCGGGCCGUCGUUUCUGGAGGAUCCGAGUGGUUACCUGGCGCAGCAGACCGCUCUGUUGAACAGCACGAUAUCGAGGCAGACCGGUGUCAGUAGCUCUCAGGUGGGAAUGGUGAAUAAUUCGAAAACACCGCAGACGAGUCACGGAUCGCAUUUGCCUAGCAACGCUUAUCUUCCGCAACCAAAGCCUUCCUCCGGCGCCAGCCCCACGAGUACGUCGACGUUCAACUCGGUGAAGAAUCACGCCACCUCGCCCGUCGUUGUGCACAGUAGCAUGACACCCACUUCGAGCAGCGGCGGAACAGAUUCGGAGAGUAGUCCCUGCCAGGGCUGCGUCACCAGUGCCGACACUCAGUCGUACGCGCAGGAUCAGUAUAAACAACAGAUGCAACGUCAGUACCUGAUGCAUUCCGAUCAACGCGAGGAUCCUGUCACGUCGUCCACGUUCGGCGAACAGUAUCAGAACAGUCAGCAGCAAGCAGAUUCGAGACCGAUCCAGGGAGGUACCGUGAGUACCAGUCACGGAUCCCCGAUCGGUACGAACAGUCCAGCGAACUCGGACACGCCAGCUUCGUCGACACCCGGGAUAUCGCAGCCGGCGACGCCACAGAGUCUCAUCUCGUCGCAGCCGUCGACGCCGCACAGUUACUCGCAACCACCGACACCUCUGUCGCAUUCCGCGUCCGGUCAGGUGCCGUCGGGUCAACCGUUAACGCCUCAGGCUCAGCAACCCUCGCAGUCCUCGGUGAGCAACGUUGCGUCGGAGCAACGCGCGGAAACGCCCUGUUCUGCCGCAACGAGCUCGAACGCAGUUCCUUCUAGCGCGGCGUCGUCGCAAGCAUCCACCUCCGGCUCGGAAAGUCCCAUGAUCGCGAAGAGGCAGACAACGAGACAGUCGUCGUUGGACGGUUACCAGCCACAUCCGCACACUGUAAACGCGGUCUCGAGAGUACCGAUGAAUCAUUUCGCUGGCACCUCGUCGGUGAUAACGACGAUGGCGAGCGGGCACACGGUUAGCAGUAACACCAUCACGUCGGUGCUGGCUGGAAGAGCGAACACCGCCACGGUUUCGAUAAACACACCUUCCGGGAUACCGAAUCCCGCUAUACCAGACAUACUCUCGAACAAGCCGCAACAUCAAGCGUCCUCCACUACCUUGACAAACAUACCAACCACCGUCGUUGCCACGACCUCGCUUCCGAAUAGUCAGCCAUCGAUAGCGAUAAGCGUGUCGAAAUCGCCGUUGGAGAUGGUUCAAAGCGUCGUCAGUAGUAUACAGGUGCCUCAGGCCAGUACCAAUUCACCAACGGUCCAACCUCAGAGCCAGCAACAGCAGCAGCAGCAGCAGCAGCAACAACAACAACAACAACCGGCGCAACAACAUCCUCAGUCCAACGUUCAAGUUCAUAACGUUCUUACGUCCGGUGGGAUAUUGAAACAUCCUGCUGGCUCGACCUUGCCUCCUGGUCACAUAUUGGUGUCGAACGGUGGCCAGCUUAUAAUGGCCAGCACGGGAUCGGGGAUCAACGGCGUGAUGGCGCCACCUCCUCCGAAAAUCAUUUCCAACUCGAACUCGAUGCCGCCGUUGUCGGUGUCGCCUAUGGUCACCAGCGUGACAGGAGCUGUCAGCCAGGUGAUCCCUGCGGUGGGCGUAGCUCAGCAAGUCAUUGGCCAGCCCACGGUGCUCGUCAACACGAUUCAGACACCCGUGCUGAUACAACCGAGCGUCAUGACGAUGGACAGCAUAGGCCAGAACGUUCAAAUACCGCAUCUAACGGUCGCGACCGGGAACGUGAUACAGAAUGCCCAGUCGAUUCUGGACGCGAAUCAGGACGUCGCGAGGAACGUGAGCGCGAGCCAGGGAAUGGUGAAUCGGCAGCCGGCGUUGCUGUCGCCGGAGUCGGCGAUGAGCAAGAAGAAAGCGUACAAGAAGCGAAAGGCGAACCCGCAGACGGUGGCCUCGAUGUUGCACAUCGCCUCGUCCCAACAGAACGCUGGCAUGCUGAUGCAGUCGCAGUCGAACUUUGCCCAGCAGAACUUCCAGACCCAGAGCAUAGGCGGCCCGAUGUUGCAGGCGUUGACGAUCGUCCCUGGCAAGGGCGGUGCACCGGCACAAUUGGUAAUGAACGGCCAGGCUGGCGCGACGUCCGCUCAGUUCAACGCCCAGCAAAUCAUCGCGAAUCCUCAACCGGCUCAGCAAAUCAAUCUUCUGCAGCCGGUGAAUCUUUUGAACGGGGCGGCCGGUAUGGUCCAAAAUUUCCCCACGAUCCAGCAGUUCAUCGUCCCUGGCAUAGGAAGUAUGGUGAUGUCCGCCGACGGGACAGCGACCUUGCUGCAGGAUACAGGAAACAUCGGCAUGCAGUUGCAGAUACAGAACGUGAACGGCCAGAACGUGUUGACGCCGGUGCAGAGCCACGGCGGUAUAUUCAAUCCGAGUCAGAGCAUUCUGGCAGCUGGUCCUGCCGGGAUGGUGAUUCGGGCGCCGCAGGCAACCGGCGGCAAGAUCAUUCAACAGCACAGCCCCGGCGCGCAGUUCCUCUCGCCGAACAGCGGCCAAUUCCUGGUGAACGGGACGACGUCGUUUGGGAAUCAACUGAGCCCGAUAGUGGCGAACGUCAGCCCGAACCAGCAGGUGACGUUCAACGCCUCGCAGGUCCGACCUACGAACAUGCAGGGUCAGCAGGAGUUCAUACAGAUGAACGGGCAGACGUUGAUGGUGCCUUGCGGGACCACGCAGAACAUCGCUGUCUCGUCGGCGCCCAAUCAGCAAAACACCACGUUCGUCCAGCAGAACACGACGAUCGUGCAGCAACAAACGACCAUGGUGUCGAACAAUCAGAUACCAAACUUUCAAGCCGCUGCUUCGAACGGUACCGCCGUCGACCCGUCGCUCAACAUCGAUCACAAUCAGUCGUACAUACUGAGCUCCGGGAUGAUUCAGGGAAAAGCGCCCACGUCGCCGAAGAGCAGCGUGAACUCACCGUCCUCGGAGCAGAACGUCGAGCAGCAGCAGUACGUUCUCGCCAGCAGCAGCACGACCGUUCUCGAGAAAACGGCUCAACAGAGCGAUCAACACAGCCCGCUGAUGGCGCGACACUCCGUUUCCACUCAAACGGCCGCGAAUCAAGCGAACAUGGCUCAGUCGGCCAUGAUGAGGCAAGGAUCGCCGCCGGACACCACCACGCACAGCCCGGGGAACAGCCAGAGGUCGAACAGCCCCGCCGUGGACACCACGACGCACGGAGCGGCCUCGCCCGCGCCGCCCAUCACUGCUAGACAUCACUCGUCGUCCACGCCGAUGGUUCAUUGCGUGUCGAGCAGCGAACCGGACUCGGGCGACGUGCCGGUGGCCUCGGAAGAUUGGAGGAUUCAGGGUAUCACGACGAAAGAGAUUACGCUUAGUCAGCCGGGUCUUCACGGAAAGACGUACGUGGAGUCGACGGUGACUACUGGGAUCCAGGUUGGUACCCAUGUAGAGCAGGUCAACCGUCAUCUAACUCUAACAGACAUGCACCAGCCAGCCGAUACGACACACCCUGAAAACACAUACGCUGACUCACAGGAAUAUAUGGAUACAUCAUCACCAAAUCAUUCCAUAUAUUCAGACACAAUGGACCGUUCACCUGUCGAAGAUCACCCAAGAAACGUCACUAAAGAAAUGACAGACGUCUCUUACACAGAGGUCGACGUUAACACGUUGCCGGUCGUAGGUCACGGUCAUUACCAGCCGAUCCUCUAUCAUAGUCAACAUUGUGCUCCCAAUACGAACGUUUAUCGACAGCAAGCGUUAGUGCCAGAUCGUGCGCAUUACGCCGACGUAAUGAAAUUCGAUUCGAAGCCCUGCGGCGAGACCGAUCGGAUCAUGGAGGUCUCGCACGUUUCGCAGCGGGACGACGGAGCCGAUCAAAAUUCGGUGGAGAGGUGUUUGGAGAAUCAGGACGUUGGCAUUUCGUACUGUCCGCAGGCCGAGAGUUAUCAGAAAUUUGUAAAUAUCGGCGUCGCUGCGCCGGCGGGUCUCUAUCCACACUUGUACAAUUAUAAGUCUGAUCCUAACGGCAUUGCUGUCGUGAACUACUCGCCCAGUAAACAGGCCUAUAUAAACCCAUACAUUUACAAUCAGUUCGUCUAUGCGCAAGAGGUUGACGACGGUGAGGAGACCGACUCGUCGUCGGACGAUUGAGCAUCUUUCUUUCGCAUCGGGCUCGAUUCGUUAAUUUCUGUACAUUCUUUCCAAUUUCCAACCAGUGGCAUUCCCUUCUCCGCAAGGGCACAAGUACUACGCGUGUUUCACAUCUAUGAAUAAUAUUAAGUUUUGUAAUUAAUUUGUAUUUAACGUUAUUCUGUUUUACGUGUUGACGUUUCCACGGUGGCCGAGCCACGCUCGGCUCCCGUUUAUUUUUCUUCAUUUUCCUUUUUUUUUUUUUAUUAGCAUU